This is a messenger RNA of Notolabrus celidotus (New Zealand spotty), 6459 nucleotides long. RefSeq names its product chromodomain helicase DNA binding protein 6 (gene chd6). Gene Ontology annotation, molecular function: ATP-dependent chromatin remodeler activity; ATP binding. The transcript has 33 exons. The annotation marks the transcript as partial. Lineage: Eukaryota; Metazoa; Chordata; Actinopteri; Labriformes; Labridae. The record is from RefSeq and is a predicted model, not a curated record.
AUGGUAAGAAGAAAAGAAAAGAAAUCUCCUCCUCCUCCUCCUCCCUCGGGCCUCCACCCUAAAGCCCAGAGCCACACCAAGAACCAUGGACCGGCCAACAGCAAGACCCCCCCAAGACCCCCCUCCGCUCCCAAACAGAGGGGCCGCAAACCCAGAGAUCCUGGCGCAGCGCCGGUGGAGAAGAAGAAGAAGGGGAAGAGGAGAAACCAGGAGCCGGCUGUCCAGGAGGGGGCGGAGAGCGACGACACUACCUCAACGUCGGCCCUCAACAUGGGAGGAGACGACAGCCAGGACCCCCUGGAUAACGCUAAGCGGCGUUCAGGCCGACAGGUGAAAAGGAGGAAGUAUAACGAGGACUUGGACUUCAAGGUGGUGGACGACGAUGGAGAGACCAUCGCGGUUCUUGGAGCCGGGCGGAUCUCAGCACUCAACGCCACGGCUCUGGCGUGGCAGGCCGAGGAGCCGCCCGAGGACGAGGCCAACAUCAUCGAGAAGAUCCUGUCAGUCAGGACGGCCAAGAAAGAGACUCCUCCGUCAGAGGACCAAACCGAGGACAGAGAGGAGUUCUACGUCAAGUACAGGAAUUUCUCUUACCUGCACUGUAAAUGGGCGACUCUGGAGGAGCUGGAGAAAGAUCCCAGAAUCCACCAGAAGAUCAAACGCUUCAGGACCAAGCAGGCGCAGAUGAAGCACCUGUUCACAGAGCCCGAUGAGGACUUGUUUAACCCGGACUACGUGGAGGUGGACCGAGUGCUGGAGGUGGCGGUCACCACGGACACAGAGACCGGAGAGGAGGUGACCCAUUACCUGGUGAAGUGGUGCAGCCUUUCGUACGAGGAGGCCACGUGGGAGCUGCAGGAGGACCUGGACCCCGAGAAGAUCAAAGAGUUCGAGGAGAUCCAGAAACUACCGGCAGACCUCAGACACAUGGUGAAGAAGCUGCAGGCCAUCCUGAAGCCCAUGAUGCUGAGGAGACUGAAGGACGACGUGGAGAAGAACCUGGCGCCCAAAGAGGAGACCAUCAUAGAGGUGGAGCUGACCAACAUCCAGAAGAAGUACUACAGAGCCAUCCUAGAGAAGAACUUCUCCUUCCUGUCUAAAGGAGCCAACCAGCACAACAUGCCCAACCUCAUCAACACCAUGAUGGAGCUCCGCAAGUGCUGCAACCACCCCUACCUGAUCACAGGCGCGGAGGAGAAGAUCCUGGAGAACUUCAGGAGGUGCCACAGUCCAGACGCUCUGGACUUCCAGCUGCAGGCGAUGAUCCAGGCUGCAGGGAAGCUGGUGCUGAUCGAUAAGCUGCUGCCCAAACUGCUGGCCGGGGGACACAAAGUCCUCGUCUUCUCCCAGAUGGUCCGCUGCCUGGACAUCCUGGAGGACUACCUCAUCCAGAGACGCUACACGUACGAGCGCAUCGACGGCCGCGUGAGAGGAAACCUGCGGCAGGCGGCCAUCGACAGGUUCUGCAAACCGGACUCGGACCGCUUCGUGUUCCUGCUGUGCACCAGAGCCGGAGGUCUGGGCAUCAACCUGACGGCCGCAGACACCUGCAUCAUCUUCGACUCAGACUGGAACCCUCAGAACGACCUGCAGGCUCAGGCUCGCUGUCACCGGAUUGGUCAGAGCAAAGCGGUGAAGGUGUACCGACUCAUCACCAGGAACUCCUACGAGAGGGAGAUGUUCGACAAAGCCAGCCUGAAGCUGGGUCUGGACAAAGCCGUGCUGCAGGACAUCAACCGCAAAGGCAGCCUGAACGGGGUGCAGCAGCUGUCCAAACUGGAGGUGGAGGACCUGCUGAAGAAAGGAGCGUACGGAGCGCUGAUGGACGAGGAAGACGAGGGCUCCAAGUUCUGCGAGGAGGACAUCGAUCAGAUCCUCCAGAGACGGACUCAGACCAUCACCAUCCAGACCGAGGGGAAGGGGUCCACGUUCGCUAAGGCCUCCUUCAUCUCCUCAGGGAACAGGACAGACAUCUCUCUGGACGAUCCAAACUUCUGGCAGAAAUGGGCCAAGAUCGCAGAGGUGGAGAUCGACUCCAAAUCUGAGAAGGAGUCUCUGGUGAUCGACACGCCCCGGGUGAGGAAGCAGACUCGUCACUAUAACUCGUUCGAGGACGACGAGCUGAUGGAGUUCUCGGAGCUGGACAGCGACUCGGAGGAGCGUCCGUGUCGGACUCGACGACUCGGCGAGCGCAGCAGGCGGUACCUCCGAGCCGAGUGCUUCAGGGUGGAGAAGAACCUGCUGAUCUUUGGGUGGGGUCGGUGGAAGGACAUCCUGAACCACGGACGCUUCAAAUGGCACCUGGCAGAGAGAGACAUGGAGGUGAUCUGCAGAGCUCUGCUGGUUUACUGCCUCAGACACUACAAAGGAGACGACAAGAUCAAGAGCUUCAUCUGGGACCUGAUCACACCCACCAAAGAGGGCCAGGACCAGGCUCUGCUCAACCACUCUGGUCUGUCGGCUCCGGUUCCUCGGGGUCGGAAAGGGAAGAAGCUGAAGAACCAGCUGACCGUCCCCGAGCUGAAGAACGCAGACUGGCUGGUCCACUGUAACCCCGAGGUGGUCCUGCAGGACGAGAGCUACAAGAAGCACCUCAAGCAGCACUGCAACAAGGUGCUGCUGAGGGUCAGGAUGCUGUACUACCUGAAGGUGGAGAUUUUAGGUGAAGCUGCAAAUCAGUCUGCGGAGGGGAUCGCUGCCAGUAAACUGGAGGUGUCACUCCCCGACAUAGACUACAUUGAGAUCCCGGCCUCAUGGUGGGACACAGAUGCCGACAAGUCUCUGCUGAUCGGAGUCCACAAACACGGUUACGAGCGGUACAACGCCAUGCGAGCCGAUGCAGAUCUGUGUUUUCUGGAGAGGGUGGGGAUGCCCGACGUCACGGCGCUGUCAGCCGAGCAGGGAGGAGGAGAGGGGAACACGGACAUGGCUGACAGUGUUUGUAAAGCCGGGGAGACGAAGGACGAGGCCGAGAGCAAAGCGGACGGAGGAGAGGACAGAGACGAGAGCAGCAAGGGGGAAGAGACCUGCUCCAGCACGGACACAUCAGACAAACCUGACAGCACCGGACCAGACACCACGCUGUCAGCUGACCUGUGCGCCCAGGACGCCACACUCGUCACCACCACGACCACGACGGGAACAGGUACAGGUGUGGCCGCUCUCCAUGUGGUCCAGGCCCGCCCCCUCUGGCCCACAGGCCCCGCCCUCACCGCCCGUCUACGGCGCCUUAUCACCGCCUACCAACGCUUCACGCUGCGCCGCGAGCCGAUGCUCAGGCACGACUACCUGCUGCACGACAGCCUCGUCGGCAUGGGGAUGGGAGGAGGCGGAGCCUCUCACGGUCACCACGCCGGGGGGCCGCUGGCGUGGCAGCUGGGGGAGGAGCUUAGGAGGUGCACCGUGGUCGCCACCGAGCCUGACCCGCUGUUUCUGGAGUGGCAGAGAAGGUGGACUCGUCGGGAGCAGGCCGACUUCUACCGCACCGUGUCGUCGUUCGGCGUGGUCUACGACGGCGACAGGAAAACCUUCGACUGGGCUCAGUUCAGAGCUCUGGCUCGGCUGGAGAGGAAGACGGACGAGAGCCUGGAGAGAUACUUCAACUCCUUCGUCAACAUGUGCCGGACGGCGUGCAAACUGCCGCCGAGGAAGGAGGAAGGGUUGGUGGAUCCCUCGGUCCUCGUGGAGCCGCUGACAGAGGAGCGGGCGGCGAGGACGUUAUACCGCAUCGAGCUGCUGCGCAAGAUCAGAGAGCAGGUCCUCCGUCACCCGCUGCUCUCCGCCCGCCUCCAGCUGUGCCGCCCCUCGCUCUACCUCCCCGUGUGGUGGGAGUCUGGGAAACACGACCGGGACCUCCUCAUCGGGGCCGCGCGCCACGGCUUGAGCCGCACCGACUUCUACAUCCUGAACGACCCCCAGCUGAGCUUCCUGGAGGCUCACAGGAACUACGUCAGGGGUCACCCCUCCCACCUUCAGAGUCACCACCACCACCCGGGUCUGAACACUCACCCCGGCAUCUCUUCAUCCUCCUCCUCCUCCUCGUCUCACCCUCAGCUGCCUCACCCUCACUGCUGCCUCUACGACUCCGGUCUGGGUCAGCACUCCCCUCAGCCCCCCGAGUACCCCCACCAGUCCUCCCACCACCACCACCACCACCAGCACCACCCCGUGCCUCCGUCUGCCCCCUCUCCCUCCUCCUCCUCCUCCUCUCACCCUCACCUCCACCCUCCCCCUCCCGCCUCACCCAGUCUGGGUAUAGUCGCUGGUUCUCGGGGGGAUUUCCUGGACUGCCCCCCUCUGGAUGAGACUCUGGAGCUGGGCUCUCUGCACCACGACCCCAUGUCUGCAGACGGUCUGCACGGAGGGAAGGCGUCCAAAGACGCCCUCAACGGGUUCCCCUUUAACUCUGCGGCCGGAGGUCAGAGCAUGCUGAACUCGUACGGGGUGGGCGGAGCCGACCUGGACUCCAAACUGAGGAGUGACGUCCUGGUCGGGGAGCAGGGGUCCUCAGAGGAGACCGGUCUGAUGGCCCCUUCUGUGGAGCUGGAUCAGUUACAGGCUCCCUGGGACGGCACGGAUCACUCCAGUCCGGCUCACCACAUGUUCAACGAGUCCGAUCCCAUCCUGGGUCCGUCGGCUCUAGAGACCGGGUUCCUGGAGGAGGAGGACGAGGAGGCUCAGGGCGGGGACAGAGGAGGGGAGGAAGGAGGGACUCUGGAGGAGUGUUUAGGCCUCCCCCCGUCCUCUUCCCCCUCUCACCCGUCUGGAGGAGACUCUGUGGAGCCUCUGAGCUCCAGCUUCAUGCUCUUCAAGGACAUCGGGGUGAGCGAGGAACCCAGCGCGGAUCAAACCGACCUAUCAGCGAGCCCCCCUCCUCCCUAUGUCCCGCCCCCUCCUCUCUCUCUGUCCCACAUCACCGCCCACGACCCGCAGGAUAGGCUGGGCUCCUCUGAUGUCACUGAGAGUCUGACCAAUCCUGUGGAGGAGGAGGGUCCGGGGGGCGGAGCCGGGUUUGAGUUUGAUGAGAAGGAGCAGAAGAAAGAUGGAGGUCUGGGCGGAGAGGAAGAGGAGGAGCGAGGUCCAGAUCACGGUCUGGGAGUCCUGAAUCCGGCCCUGGAUCUACCACAGAUGGACGGGAUGGAAGCAGAGCAGGAGGAGAGCAUGGAGGUCUCAGACCAGCUGUCUCCAGACCUCCAUGAGGACUUACCUCAGGCCAUGCAGCCGUACCUCGGGAAGCUGGAUGCUAGCCCCGGCUCGAUCGAGGAGCCCGGAGACCGGGUGGAUGGGCUGAUUCUGGACCCGACCGUGGCAGAGGAGACGAUGGAGAACUCUCUGGACUCUGAGACUCUGAUGGGGAACUCGAUGGGAGAGUUUGUGCAGGACUCAGAGAUCUGCAAAGAGGACGGUCCUGUGGUCGGAUCAGAUCUUGCAGAUCAGGUGGAUGAGAUCUCUGAGGGUCAGGUGGAUCAGGUCUCUCUGAUCCACGUUCCUCUGUGUGACGACGUAAAACCAAACAUGUACUCAGAGUCUGCUGAGUCCUCCUCAAAGAGAGGAGCAGGGGUCAAGACUGAGACCUCCACCCAUCAGGAGAACUACGAGAGCCCGUCUGAAGACCUGAAGAACAGAGACCUGACGUUCCCCCAGGAUCAGGACAUCAAGGACGGUCUGCUGGUCCAGAGUGAAAUCAAAGCCUCUGCGAGCAGCGACUCGAAGCCUCCUGAUCUGUCCCUCCUCUCAGACCGGGACAAGAAACCAGACGGACUGGAGCUGCCCAUCAAGACCGAAGAGACCAAGACGGAGACCUUUGAGGACGUGUACCCCGACAGCUCCGAGGUCAAACACGAACUCUCCUACACGGUGAAGUCCGAGGACCUGGUGACCAAAUCCGAGCAGGUGGACUUCCCCGUCAAAGCAGAGCCCAAACCUGAAGACCUGAGCCUCCACAUGAAGACCGAGGACAGGAAACCUGAAGUCCUGCAGUUCUCAGCGUACUCAGAAGUCAAACCUGAGGCCAAGCCGGUCCAGCUCGGGUUCGCAGGUUUCCCGGACGGAUCCAGACUGAAGACGGAGACCAAACCUGAGAGUCUGGAGUUCACGGCGUACCCGGACAGCUCCGAGAUCAAACCGGAGGUCAAACCGGACCACCUGGAGUUCAGAACCCAGAUCAAGUCCGAGACCAAACAGGAGCUGCUGGAGGCCGACAGCACCGUCCUCACGCCCAAACUGGAGCCGGCGGACGGACUGAUGGAGGUCUCAGGGGGACUGGUGGUGAAGAGACAGGUGAAGGAGGAGAGGCCGGCUACACCAGUGCCCGUGUCUGAGAGCUACGUCAGCAGUCCUCGGUUUGCGGCCCCGAUGUCGAUGUGUGAGAUCCCUGACAGCCUCCAUGACAGCAGAGAGCCGACCAUCGCUCAGCUGCUGCAGGAGAAAGCUCUGUACUCCUUCUCUGAGUGGCCCAAG